CCCUGUCCCUAGGUGAGAAUGUGGACAGCAAAUUGGAGUCCUCAAGACAGCAGAUGCCAAAGGACCAGUCAAAAGAUUAUGAGAUAACAGUUCCCUUCCUUUUGAAUGGAGAACAGUGGAGACCAGUAAAUGGCAUUUAUUCAAAGAAUCACCCAGCGCUGCUGCAGUUUGUAAUACAAGCUGAAAGUAAACAUCUAGUCAUCAGCCUGGAGAGGAACGAGGGCCUGUUAGCCAGCAGCUUCACAGAAACACAUUAUUUGAAAGACGGCACUGAUGUGGUUCUCGCACGCAAUUACACGGGUCACUGCUAUUACCACGGCAAUGUACGAGGGUACCCCGACUCCUCAGUCAGUCUCAGUACCUGCUCUGGACUCAGGGGAAUUAUUGUAUUUGAAAACACAAGCUAUAUUCUGGAGCCAUUAGAAGGUGCUACAAGUGAACACAAGAUCUACCGAGCAGAGAAUUUGAAAAUAACCCCAGGAUCUUGUGGCCACCAGCUGGACAUCUCUGCCAUGAGAGCUGAUGACCAUGACACAUCACACCAUUCUCAAGCUGGCAGGUACAAGAGGGAGACUCUGAAGACCACGAAGUACGUGGAGCUUGUUAUUGUGGCAGAUAAUCGUGAGUUUCAGAGACAAGGCAAGGAUGUGGAAAAAAUCAAGCAGAGGCUGAUAGAAAUCGCAAACUAUGUUGAUAAGUUCUAUAGGCCACUAAAUAUUCGAGUAGCCCUGGUUGGAGUGGAAGUAUGGAAUGACAUGGAUAAGUGCUCUAUUUCUCAAGACCCUUUCACCAGCCUUCAUGAGUUUCUGGACUGGAGAAAGCUGAAACUACUACCUCGUAAACCCCAUGACAAUGCACAGCUGAUAAGCGGGGUGUACUUCCAAGGGACUACCAUUGGCAUGGCGCCCAUAAUGAGCAUGUGCACUGCAGAGCAGUCUGGAGGGGUCGUCAUGGAUCACUCAGAAAACCCUCUAGGUGCAGCAGUCACCCUGGCUCAUGAACUGGGCCACAAUUUUGGAAUGAAUCAUGAUACAUUGGAGAGGGGCUGUAACUGCAAAGCGUCCACCGAUAAAGGGGGUUGCAUCAUGAACCCCUCUACUGGCUAUCCAUUUCCCAUGGUAUUCAGUAGCUGCAGUAGAAAGGACCUGGAAAACAGCCUGGAGAAAGGAGUGGGAAUGUGUCUGUUUAACUUGCCUGAAGUCAAAGAGUCCUUUGGUGGGCAGAAGUGUGGGAAUGGCUAUGUGGAAGACGGAGAGGAGUGCGACUGCGGGGAGCCUGAU
This is a messenger RNA of Fulmarus glacialis (Northern fulmar), 1280 nucleotides long. Its product is annotated as disintegrin and metalloproteinase domain-containing protein 12-like. The transcript is spliced from 11 exons. Gene Ontology annotation, molecular function: metalloendopeptidase activity. The annotation marks the transcript as partial. The record is from RefSeq and is a predicted model, not a curated record. Gene Ontology annotation, biological process: proteolysis. Lineage: Eukaryota; Metazoa; Chordata; Aves; Procellariiformes; Procellariidae.